AUGUGUGCAUUCUUGAUAGAUGUUGACGAACAGAUGUGGAUGGUAGUCGAAGAUGGAUGGAAGUGUCCAACCUUUGUUGAAGAUGAGGUUGCUAAGCCUAAACAAAUGGGUCUAUGGACUCCAGAGGAGAUGGAAAGGGCCAACUUUAACUCAAAGGCUAUGCACACUCUCUUUAAUGUAGUUUCUAAAAAUCAGCUGAAAGUUAUAGCCAACUGUAAAAUUGCCAAAGAAGCUUGGGAGAAACUAAGAAUAAAAAACGAAGGAACUAAUCAUGUAAAGAAGUCCAGAUUGAGAGCUUUGGCAAAAGCCUUUGAAAAUCUGUCUAUGGAGGAGGAAGAAACUGUAGCGGAGUUCCAUGCCAAAUUGUGCGAUAUCUCAAAUAAAUCUUAUGCACUGGGAAAGACUUACUCAAACGCAAAACUGGUUCACAAGGUGCUAGGAGUUCUGCCUCGAAAGUUCAUGUCAAAAGUUACCUCUAUAGAAGAAAUGAGAAAUGUAGAGGAACUUGAUCUUGAUGAGUUAAUUGGGUCAUUGCAGAACUAUGAAAUGACUCUCACACGGUGGAAGAAAGGCAAGAAGCAGAAAGAUUCUGAAAUAGAAGAAGCUGAUAACAGUCUUGCAUUUGUGCAUAAGGAGGAAAAGAAGUCGAUCUCAGAUGCAUCUGAUGGAUUCACUGAUGAGACUCUUGCUUUGCUGACCAAGAAUUAUGCAAAAUUCUUGAAAAGGAAUUACAAGAAAAACUUUACAGGAGGAAAAGAGAAUGUUCCCAGAAGAAACUUUGGUGGAAACAAUAAGCAAACCCAGCAGUCUGGUGACAAGAAAAAUAGGGGAAUACAGUGCCGAGAAUGUGACGGUUUCAGACAUAUUCAAGCUGAGUAUGCCAACACUUUUAAGAAGAAGAAAGCCUUAGUUGCUACCUGGAGUGAUAGUGAUGAAGAAAAGAGCUCUAGCUCAAGUGAUAGGUCUAGUGAAGAGAAACAGGUUGUGGCAUUUAUGGCAAAGAAUUUAAUAAGGGCUAAACAGGCUCUUGAGUUUAUCCCUCCAGGAACUACAGCAAUAAACCACACCUUGCAACUUCAAAAACCAUACGGAGAUAGAACAUCCAUUGGCUACAAAAUGCUUUACAAGAGAGGGGGAAAUUUGGGAAUUAAUGAUUCCUCUUCGUCCAAGAACAAUGAAGACAAGACUCUUGAUGACUCAUUGCACAAUACUCUCAGCCCUGGUUUCCCAGAUCCCUCUAAACAGGUUCAGAAGGAAAGGUUUGUUCCCAUUUGUCACUUCUACAACAGAAGAGGACAUAUUAGACCCAGAUUCUACAAGUUGCAGACGUAUUUGAAAGCUAUGAUCGAUCGUCCAAAUAACUUUCAACAACUAAAUCGAUUUAAUGGGAAGUUGUCGUAUAGUGAGUGGAAACCAAAAACUAAUCUUAGCACGAAUGUUGGAUUAGCUGCUCACACCUCUCUUUCAGCUUUUCACAAAGAUCAAUGUUACUUUGACAGUGGAUGUUCACGACAUAUGACCGGCAACAGAAAUGUGUUGGUGAACUAUAAAAAAGGAAAGGAGGGAGAUGUGACCUUUUGUGAUGGGAACAAGGGUCAGAUCUUUGGAAAAGGUGAUCAGGAGCUAAAUAGAGUAGCUCCAUUGACUGAGGAGUUGUAUGUUAAAGGUCUCAAGGAAAACCUUAUUAGCAUCAGCCAACUCUGCGAUAAUGACAACACUAAUGAAAGUCUAAGUGGUAAACGAUUUGUCAUGGUUCUUGUUGAUGAUUACUCUAGGUACACUUGGGUAGAUUUCCUCAAAGAAAAGUCAGACACCUUUGGACUCUUCUUAGCCUUGGUUCUCAGACUCCAAAAUGAAAAGGAAUCUAAGAUUGGGAAAGUCUAUCAGCUUCAAAGUGACCAUGGAAAGGAGUUUGAGAACACUGUGUUCUCAGAUUUUUGCGAUCAGUUGGGGAUAAAACAUGAGUUUUCAACUCCAAAAUCAACUCAAUAG
Molecule: messenger RNA, 1992 nt
Organism: Humulus lupulus (European hop)
Lineage: Eukaryota; Viridiplantae; Streptophyta; Magnoliopsida; Rosales; Cannabaceae
Exons: 4
Coding region: 1-1992 (663 amino acids)
Biological process (GO): DNA integration
Molecular function (GO): nucleic acid binding
Source: RefSeq, a predicted model, not a curated record